Molecule: messenger RNA, 2503 nt
Organism: Notolabrus celidotus (New Zealand spotty)
Lineage: Eukaryota; Metazoa; Chordata; Actinopteri; Labriformes; Labridae
Product: perforin-1-like
Exons: 5
Coding region: 129-1886 (585 amino acids)
Source: RefSeq, a predicted model, not a curated record
ACCUCCUGCCUAUCUUAUAACAAAAACCAACACAUUCAGACUCACAGUCAGUUUCACAAACGCAGCAUGAACAGGCGAGACAAAGGUUGAUCCGUCAGUUUGCAUCAGUCCACACAUUAAGCAGCAACAUGCGUCUGUUGAAUAUUUGUGCCAUCCUUAUGUUGGCUCUCCCUCACUCUGCACAUCAAUCCUGCAUCCAGGGGACACCCCAACAGUGCAAGGAAGCAGAGUUUGCUCCGGGUACCAAUUUGGCCGGGGAAGGCUUCGACAUCACCACCAUGGAACGUAAGCAAGCCUACGUGAUCGAUAUGAGUCAGUGGAAACGCAAGGACAAGACAUGCACCCUGUGUAAGAACACCUUUCUGGAGAACCAACUGCAAAAGCUUCCCUUGUCAGUGGUCGACUGGAGAGCGAUGCAGAGCUGCAACAACAAGGUGACCAGUUCUCUCCACAAAUCCAGUGAGUCUCUGGUCAGCUCCAUCACCUCCUCUAUUGAAAACAACUGGCAGGUCAAUCUGGAUGUUGAUGUGGGUGCAAAGGGUGCUUCAACGAUGCUCGCUGGUACCAAUUCUAAACUGGCUGAGGACACCAUGACCAAAACCAAGAAUGACAAAUUCAGCUUCACAAGCCAGAGCCUGGGGUGUGAGUACUACAGCUACAGAGUGUCAGUCACGCCCAAGCUGCACAGAGAAUUUCGCAAAGCAGUGAAGGAUCUCCCGAAAGUCUACACCCUUCAAAACAAGCAACGAUUCUACAAGCUGAUUGACAACUUUGGCACCCAUUACAUCACCAAGGUGAAACUGGGAGGGAGUGUUCAAUCUGUGACCAGCAUCAGGCAGUGCCAGGCCAACCUCCAGGGCCUCAGUGUGGAGGAGGUGCAGAUGUGCCUGGAUGUUGAAGCAUCUGCCAGCAUCAAAGCCACAAUAAGUACCCAAUCAAAACACUGCCAGGCAGACAGAAAGCAGAUGGAAAAUCAGAAAUCCUUUUCAAGCCAAUUCAACGACAGGUUCACAGAAAUAAAGGGGGGACAUACGACAGAGCCAGACCUACUCUUCUCUGCUGACAAAGAUCCGUCUGCCUACAAGGAAUGGCUCAACACAUUACCACAGAAUCCAGACAUAAUCUCAUAUUCCCUCGAUUCACUUCAUGAGUUACUGCCUACAACCACCCCCGCCCGGAAGAACCUGCGCUCCGCCAUCAGCCACUACAUCCUGGAGAAAGGCUUGUUGAAGAACUGCAGUGAGCGUUGUCAGGCCGGCAUCAAGAGUGACUCCAGGGAUUCCUGCGUCUGCCAAUGCCACAAUGAUCCAGCCGUGAACCAAGACUGCUGCCCGACCCGCAAAGGCAUGGCACGAGUCAUCCUAACGGUGCAACGGGCUACAGGUCUUUGGGGGGAUAGCACCACAGCAACAGAUGGCUACGUGAAAGUGUUUUUCAACAAGGUGAUGGUCGAGCGUUCUCCUGUCAUUAUGAACAACAACAACCCACACUGGGCCAUGAUUGUGGACCUCGGCAGUCAGGAUUUGUCAUCGGGUACCGCAGUGAGAUUUGAAGUGUGGGAUCAGGACAACAACUGGGACGAUGAUCUGUUGGGACAGUGUGAUCAAGUUCUCUCUGCUGGAGUCAAGGAGGACCUCUGCAACCUGCAGCACGGGCGGCUCUUCUUUAAAUUGGAAGUCAAAUGUGCUCCGAGUCUGGGUGGAAAGUCGUGCAUGGACUACAAACCUUCGCCCAUGAGGCAAAGUCUGCAGAAGAUGUAUGUUUCUCGUCACGCUCAUCCUGUUCCAAAGGAGAUUCUGGUGAAGAUGGGUGUGUUUGUGGAUGAAACAAGCUCACAGAGAAACGAGAGUCUUAGUGCAGAGUACCAAAAAGUCAAUGUGGUAUAAAGCCUAUGUGAUGCUUGCACAGUAAACAGCUUUCUCAUGUACUGAUGUUCUCUAUUUAAGCAAACUCCUUUAUCUUAAAGUGACAACCUUCAUUGAAUCCCUCCUGAGAUUAGACAGCAAGAUGUUUGAGUGUUACAGCACUUAAUGUGAGGUAACAAAAAGUUGUAAAUUGAGUUUAAAUCCAAGUGUUUAAUUAUAAGCAAGAUUUACAGUUUUUAAUGUAAGCUUUUAGAUGACUUCAAUGUGCUCAAAUAUUUAAAACAUGCAGUCGUAAAGAAACCAGUGUCAGUAAAGAGACUCCUGUUCUUUCAUACAUCCCAACACUGCAAAGCAAAUGCAGCAUGUGACCUUUCUGUUCUUCAAAUACAAGCUUAAGUUAUGUAUCAUGCCAUUUAUAACCUGCUUCUCCCUUAUUUUUAAAUACUUCAUUCUAAAAAAAAAAAAAAGAGUGUUACAUUUUAAGUUACCAUGAUCUGUUGAGGUGUUGUGCAAUCAUUUAGCAUUUUAGUUUCCAUUUAAACAUGUAUAUUAAGUCUGUUUGAUGUAACAACAGUGAUUCUCUGUUGAGUUUUGUUAUUGUUGUUUUUCAUGAAUAAAGGCACCAUAUGUUUACUCUU